Molecule: messenger RNA, 1149 nt
Organism: Adineta ricciae
Lineage: Eukaryota; Metazoa; Rotifera; Eurotatoria; Adinetida; Adinetidae
Source: the annotation of a GenBank genome assembly
AUGAAAAAGUUCAUCGAUCAACUACGUGAUUAUGAUGUCUGUUUUGAAACAUUUCUAAUUCCAAGUAUGAACGGUCAAAAACACAUGCAGACAAUUUUACUGCGCGAAUCGUUCAAGUAUUUUUCUGAGGAGAACAUAGGCAUUAAACAUGCCAGUCCUACGAAUAUUCUUGAUGUUAGCUGUGGUCGUGGAGACUACAGUGCCAGCUGGACAUGUUCGAUCGCAAAAUAUGUAUCUGGUGGUAUAAAUUAUUUCUGCACCGAUAUUCCCGAAGGCUUUUGCAAAGACAGUGGUGAAUGUUACAUAGAGGCCACAAAGCGUAAGAUCAAAGCGGUAGCCCAUAUUUUGAAGCUUUGCGAUGAUCCAGUUGGUGUGGAAUGCGAUUUGUAUUCUGGUGUAGACGUGAUCAUACCGUUUCCAAAACAGGCGGAUAUAGUACAUUGGUCGCACAGUGGUUAUCAUGUACGUGAUGCACUAGGUCCAAAAAAGAAUAAUUUAAAAGCAAUCGAACAAGGACUGCAAAUAGCAAUUGCCAAAAUAUGGUCUGCUCUUGAUGAAGAGGGUCUAAUGUUUUCAAUUCAUCAGAGCAAUGAUACAAGUGAUAAUGUACCAGCGCAGAUGGCUACACUUGCACGGCCUUUUACUGGAAUACUGGAUAAUGUUCCUUGGUAUAUAGAAAAAAAUGUGCAUAGUCAUGGUGGUUGGGUCACAACUGUUCAUUUUGGAGCCCCAGUUAAAUUUCCAAUAAUGAAAAAUAACAAAUGGCAAUUACUGAAGAAUCCAAAAGCGUGGGAGUUUCUUGACCAGGAUCAGCAGCAUACGCUUCGUUUGCUGAAUUUUAUUGCUCACGAUUUUACCGACGAAAAUAAAGCUGGACUCGAAAAGCUUGCCGAAAGUGGGAAGCUCGGUGAAUUUAUCGAUAUUUUCAAGAAUGCUGUUCAGCAAAACAGUGAUUAUAUCAUCUGUAAAUGUGCCUUCCAGAUGGCUUGUAAAUCUAAAAUAAUGGCCGAUAAGUUGGACACGAUUGGUAGAGAUUUACGACAGCGUAUGCCAGAGUUCAUCAAAGAAAUGGCAGAGACAAUGAUGUCAGCGAAAAAAGAACACAGCGAAGCAGUCACAUCGUUAAAGUUAACUAAUUUCCACACAUGA